GGCGGCGAGGCCAGGCGAGGCGGAGGACCGUGUGCGGCGGGGCCGGUGGCGGGUAGAGGUGUGAGGGCAGCGAGGGACCUGAGGAGUAGUCGGGCCGGUUGGCCGCCGCCGCCGCCAUGCAGGAAAUCAUCGCCAGCGUGGACCACAUCAAGUUCGACUUGGAGAUCGCAGUGGAGCAGCAGCUCGGGGCACAGCCGCUGCCCUUCCCCGGCAUGGACAAGUCAGGGGCUGCUGUCUGUGAAUUCUUUUUGAAAGCUGCCUGUGGCAAAGGGGGCAUGUGUCCCUUCCGCCACAUCAGCGGUGAGAAGACCGUCGUGUGCAAACACUGGCUGCGGGGACUGUGCAAGAAGGGGGACCAGUGUGAGUUCCUGCACGAGUACGACAUGACCAAGAUGCCUGAGUGCUACUUCUACUCCAAGUUUGGGGAGUGCAGCAACAAGGAGUGCCCCUUCCUGCACAUCGACCCCGAGUCCAAGAUCAAGGACUGCCCUUGGUACGACCGUGGCUUCUGCAAGCAUGCCCUCGAUUUGAACUGCCAAUGGGAACCACCGAGCAGCCCCCACUGCCACAGCAGACACAGCCUCCGACAAAGCAGAGAGCCCCGCAGGUCAUCGGGGUCAUGCAGAGUCAAAACAGCAGCGCAGGCAACCGGGGACCCCGGCCACUGGAGCAGGUCACCUGUUACAAGUGUGGCGAGAAAGGACACUACGCCAACAGAUGCACCAAAGGGCACUUGGCCUUUCUCAGUGGACAGUGACAGCAGCUGGAGCCAGCUCAGAGCAGCCCAGAGGGCCCCGCUGUUGGGAACCACUCUGGGCCCUUGCUGGGAGCGUGCAUUGAACUGUUUAACGCCAGUGUUGGUGCAGCGCUGGCUGGGGCUGGCAGACAGGCACGCUGGGGUUAUCGUUCUGAGGGGCUACGUCUGUCAGUUUCCUUAUCACUUUGCUGUAAUCUUUUUUUAAAAGGGGACAAGUGCUCUAGUUUGGUCCUUCCAAGUCGGCAUCAUGUUUAUCUAGUAUCCGUACCUCCUGUCCGAUCUCCCUGCACACCGCCCUUGGGGGAAGGGAGGAGGUUGUGGCAAAGGGCUUGUGCUAAGCAGUCGGUGUGGAAGGUAGCCCUUCCCCUCGAGGCCUCAUCAUUAAACACCAGUUCUUGGUGACCCCGGAGGCUGGUGGAUCAUUUAAAGCUUCGACCAGGUCAUGCCUGCUUCUUCCAUGUCCUGCUGAAUUCAGAAGCUGUGCCUGUGGAUGUGAUUUGAACGGGGCAGCCCUUCAGGGCAAACUUAAAUGCACUUGUUGCCUCAGCCUGGUCCUGCUCCAAGGUGGCAGUGGAGGAGAGGAAGAGCGCAGGGCUCUCGGGGGUGAGGGUCUUUUUCCUCUGGGCUGAUUUUCUUGGAGCACCUACUUGACUGUGGGAUAUCUCAAAGUGUACCUUCAGCUGGAGCUGCAGAGCACCCAUUAAAUCGAGGCCACGGUCCAUCUGUGCACCUACCUCCUGGCCCACCGAGCAUCUGCACAGUCACUCAGCUUUGGUCUCUGGAGACCCCCCUGCCCCUGAACCUGGAAAUGUGAAACUGUCACCUGCAACCCACUGGGCAACUGGGCCCAUUCAAGUUCCAUCACAAGAAGACUUUUUAUGAGGUUGAUUAAAAGCUUAUUUUUUAA
This is a messenger RNA of Lontra canadensis (Northern American river otter), 1664 nucleotides long. It is a transcript of the gene CPSF4, whose product is annotated as cleavage and polyadenylation specific factor 4. Gene Ontology annotation, molecular function: zinc ion binding; RNA binding. NCBI's taxonomy places the organism in Eukaryota, Metazoa, Chordata, Mammalia, Carnivora, Mustelidae. The record is from RefSeq and is a predicted model, not a curated record. The coding region runs from base 117 to 962 and encodes 281 amino acids. The transcript has 7 exons. Gene Ontology annotation, cellular component: mRNA cleavage and polyadenylation specificity factor complex.